Molecule: messenger RNA, 1779 nt
Organism: Tribolium madens (black flour beetle)
Lineage: Eukaryota; Metazoa; Arthropoda; Insecta; Coleoptera; Tenebrionidae
Product: ADP-ribosylation factor-like protein 13B
Exons: 4
Coding region: 386-1579 (397 amino acids)
Biological process (GO): non-motile cilium assembly; receptor localization to non-motile cilium
Cellular component (GO): ciliary membrane; non-motile cilium
Molecular function (GO): GTP binding; GTPase activity
Source: RefSeq, a predicted model, not a curated record
GAUUGAAAUCCAACGCACUCUUAGUGAUUUUUUUUAAAACGUUAAUUUAGGCACUUUUAGACCUUUUUUCUCUAUGAAACUCUACUACUUUGUAGAAUUGUGAUUGAAUUUUUGUUUUUUACUCUCACUCAAUCUCCACCUUUUGCCGUUUUCCACUUUUAGUGCUUCCAGGAAAAAACAAUUGCUAUCGCGUGACAAAGAUGGCUAAAUUAACCUUUUUAACGGGUGUGAAAGCGUUCAAGCUAUUACGUUUUAGUAAGCAUGGUGAUUUUAUUGUUGUUGUGUUGGUGCUCCCAUUGCCAUUCUUUUGUUUACAAAUGGCAGAAUAAAUGUCAAACUUGUGAUUUAAAUGCAUUUAAAAUAAAAAUGAUUUUCUCACGUAGAUAUGGGCAAUAUAUGCUGUUGUAAAAAACGGAUGAAAAGGAAAAUCGUCUUGUUAUUGGUGGGAUUGGAUAAUGCUGGAAAAACUGUUGCAGCAAAAGGAUUGGCGGGUGAAUCGGUCGAUUCAGUUGUCCCAACUGUAGGCUUCUCUGUUGUUAAUUUAAGCUACCAUAACUACAUUGUUAAAGUGUUUGAUUUAGGAGGAGGCCCAAACAUUAGAGGGAUUUGGCACAAAUAUUUCGUUGAUGCCCACGGUGUGAUUUUUGUUGUUGACUCUAGUGAUAUUUCACGUCUUGAUGAAGCAAAAGAUGUGUUAGGAGAGCUCUUAUCACAUGAGAAAAUCGCAAGAAAACCGGUGUUAGUUUUAGCGAAUAAACAAGACAACGAAAAUGCUUUAGAUGAAGUCGAUAUUAUCGAAAAAUUGGAUUUGGAAGAAAUCGUAAACGGGAAUGAAUGUCCCACUUUGGUGGAAAGUUGUUCAGCUGUGGAAACACCAGGGAAUUUGAGGAUUGAUCCAGGGAUUAAGAAAGGAUAUGAAUGGUUGUUGAAUUACAUUGUUCGAAAUUACGAGAUUUUAAAUAAACGCGUUGAGGAGGAUGUCAUGCAACAAAUCGCGUUAGAGAAUCGUUUAAGAAUGGAGAAAAUCGAAAAAAUCCGGGCUUUAAAAGAAGCCGAAUUGAAGCUGAAACAACAGGAUGAUGACGCUAUUGAAUCCUACUCUAAUUACGAGAGGAAAAUGAAUGGUCAAUUACAGGAACAAGAAUCAGAUGUUAGCGAAACUUCGUCAGACUCAUUCCCUCCAGUUUAUCACGUCAAGGACGAGAUAUUACUCGAAAGGCCCAAAUCGGCGGUGCAAAUUAUAAGACAACAGUUAGAAUUGAAUGCGCCUAGUAAAAAGUCCUCGUUUAUUUCACGAGCCUCGAAUAAAACAGCCCCUUUACACCUCUAUGGUAUCCAAGUGCCUCGAUCAGCAUCAGCAGAGAGGAGAAAAAUCCUUGAGGUGCAACGACGACAUCUGAAAUCGGCAGGGGAUGCCCCUUUCAGACUCACUGAAUUACCAAAUGUGCCUAUGACAAGUGGUGAUGAGUUUCAUAAUGAAAUUUACGAUUUGAUGAAUUUUGAUAAGAAAAACGGUUGGUUUCACAAAACCAACAAUGGUGAUAUAAACGGAAUAAGUGUUGUCAAUGUAGAUUUGUAGUUUUAGCACAAUCUAGUCGUAAGUUUUUAGUCUAUUUUUAUAUGCACUAAGCACUUAUUUAUAUUUGAUAAGAAACAAGAAUUGUAUUUACAAUAUAUUAUGAAAACGAGCCAUAUUUACCGAAAUUGGGAUUUAUUCAAGGUGAAUAACGGAAAAAUAAUGUUAUACGGGGUGCCUUUAUAUCUGAAGGAGCAAAAAUA